AUGGUGGAAACCUCCUUGUCGUCAGCGACGGCGGCGCCAAGAGGUUUUCACCAGCACACCAGCCAUUACAACAUCAACCGCCGCACCAACAAGGCAAAGAUGAGGAUCGAAGAGCCCGCGUCCCGAAGGGACAAACACCAACAUGGCCUUGGUCGGGCCGGGCGAUGUCCUCGGUGGCGGCAUCGUCCCAGCGGUAGCAGAGGCGCCACGCUCCCGGCAACAGGAGGAGGCGCGGUUUGGUUUGCCUGGCCGACGGCAGGGGCGACGGCGGCGGCGGUACUCGUGACUACACUCUUGUCGUGCCUCUGUCCCGCGGCGAUCGGGCUCGUCAUCGAGGAGCCCUUUCAGGCGACCUUCGACCAUGUCGCGGCGGCGUUUGGGCCGGACGUGCUUAGCGCGGAGCCCCCGGUGGAGUCGCGGCCGCUCGUCCGGGCUAAGCCCAGGGAUGGCUGCGUGCCGCUCCACAAUGCCAUGGACGAGGGAGCGAUCGCGCUGGUGGAGAGGGGAACGUGCAACUUCACCCAGAAGGUGUUGCACGCUCAACUGGCGGGAGCCUCCGCGGUCGUGGUGACGGACACGCCAGCGACAGACAAGUGGUUGAUGGUCAUGUAUGGCGAUCCGGAGAACACCCAGGGCAUCGAUAUCCCGGCGGUGCUAGUUUCGCAUGCGACCGGAGAACGCCUCUGGAGCAAUCGCUCCUGGUUACCGGGCCGCCAAGGCCGGUUGCGGGCUAGCGUCGGCGCCGCGGGGCACAUCGUGAUGGCGGCUAGGCCCGUGGGGGCUCUUGAGAUGCUCGGCAUCUACCUGCUGCUGUCUGUGCUCCUGCUGGCAUUUUCCGGCGUGUGUGGGUUGGUGUUUGCCCUGGGGUUUACGUGGUACCAACGGGGCUACCGCACGAGGGCGAUGCGAAAGCUCAAGUCGUUUACGUUCCGUAGACGACCCCCUCCUCCUACCCUUGGGAACCAAUCCGACCCCGCCGGCACUAGCAGCAGCAACAGCGGUAGGGCGAGCGGAACAGUGGACGCGACCACUGGGCAAGCAAGCUCUCUCGGAAACGGCACCGGUUCCGCCGCCAGCGAGGACAACAGCAGCAGCAACGACAACGGUUUCAUGAGAAGGGAGGACGACGACCUGUGCGCGAUCUGCCUCGAGACCUACGAGGACGGGGACAGCCUGACCGGCCUCCCCUGCCGCCACUCGUUCCACACGCAGUGCAUCCGGCCGUGGCUGUCCGGCAAAAGCGCGCUCUGCCCCAUGUGCAAGAGCGAGGCUUUCGGCAAGGGGGGGCUGUUCCUGGCGACGGCGCCGAGGCUGGAGGCGGCGUUCGCCGAGCUCGCGGCGCUGUGCACGGAGAACCUGGCUGUGUUGGGGCUGUUUUUCUUGGCCAGCGUCGCCUGCGGGGUGAUCGCCGCCAAGCUGUCGCUUCGCGAGUGACUGUUUCGUUUGCUUUGCUGGCCUGCUUGCUGCUUGUCUUUUUUUGCGGGUCUGGUAAAUCGUGGGUUGCGGUUUCAUGCUCUCGUACAUAUGCAGCACCGGUAUGCAAGCGGGACGCACGAACGAGGCGCCUCCCGGGUCCUCACCCGACCAGAGGGCACGCACGCAAGCGCAGCACAACGUCCUGUUCCCGUCGACGGGGCGAGUACAAGGGUGCGCCAGCAAGUUUUGUUUUGUUGGGUACUGGUUGUGUUUUGUGCGAAGAAUUAGGUCUGUUUAGCACGGUGUAUUGUUGCCCCCUCCCGUGGUUUCAACACAUUUUUUUUCUUUUCCGCUUGAUGCUUGUGUAUGUUUCCCUUGUUAGCAUCGACCGACUGACCAAUGAAAAGACGUCAGUCUCAGUGCGGCUGAAAACAGUAUGUGUGUCUGAGUCGAGCGAAGCUGGGUUGUACAUCGUUUUUUUAUCCCCGCUCUGUCUCUCUGUCUCUUUUCGAUGCUCGGAAACCAAUUCGGGUGCUGAGAAGGAGGUAUGCCUGCUCCUCCUUCUCUCCGAAUGGCAGUGGUGAUGCAAUUUUAAAGGAGCUAGCUUCUUUACGCCCAACACGGACGUUGUUUGUGCGCGGAACCGGGGGUGGUCCAUGUGUGCGAAGAGAUGCCACCAUCUGCGUGUACCGCGGCGUAUGUUUAUAGAAAAUAUCGUAGGUGGCGUGCUUGUUUUUGAGUCUGUGGUUUGGAAGGGGAGGUGCGUGUGUCUGCAAUUGUUGGUUGUUGGAAGGAAGCUCUCCGGUGUCGCAAGCAAGAAGACGGCAUCCCGGAGAUCAGGUUUCUGGUAUUUCUCGCUCGCAGUUAUUUCCGAGGCGCCAAGUUUUGGUCGUCCGCGCUAGGCAAGGGGGUUGUAUUCUGGACAGCGGGUGGGGUCGCACGUUUUUUACGAGGAGGUGGUACGCUGCACCCGACAAGUUGGCAGUAGGGGAGCCGGGGCAACAGUAGUAGGCAAGGUUAUUGUUUUCGUUUCUCUUUAAUGUGUGUCGUGUCACAGGUUGAAGAUGAAGCGUUAUUGCUACUGUGCCGAGGAUGUCCUCCAGAGGGCAUGCUAUCGAGAACAUGAACAAUAACGUGGUUUUAUUAUUCCAUGGCUUGUCGUAUGGUGGCAAAACAAAACGUCAUGAUGACUACGCCAGGAGCCAUAGGAUCGUGACCUGUUUUUGAGCGUUGUCCCCACCAGCGUACAGUGGCCUGGUUGUACCAUAGUGCGCGGGGCGUUGCUGAGCCACGCCGUUGAUGACGUCGUACACGCGGAGAUGUGUGCCAUGUCCCGAUUUCUCUAGCAGGUGCAAUGGGAGAGAUGCAAGCCCGUGGGGCGAUGAAUGACUUUCGUAGCACAUUGUCGAGGGCGCCUCGGGAACUUUUUAUCGCUUGCGUUGUCUUUGCCAGUGUUGUGAUCAUUUCGUUUGGUUGGAAAUUCCAUAGGCGUUGAUUUUCGCCCCCUGAUGAUUAGAUGAUUAGUGGCAUGGCCAGGUCUGUUCGGGGGCGCGGAUGGUAUGCAAGAUACUACGUACUGAAGUAGAUGCUUUAGAUAUGUUUGUCCAGCAGUCUCGAAUACGAAUGUGUGUGUAUAUUAUGGAUUCUGCGCAUCACGCUGGUUCGUGGCUCGUAACAGUUCGGGGCCGCAUAUCUUACGUAUAGUAUGUAGUUGUUCUCCUGUGCAGUACGAAUCGCGUGGUUGUUGGCCUUUGGUCCUGUUUGUGAAAAAACGGAAAAACAACACGGAGAAUGCAUUUUUU
Ectocarpus siliculosus is the source of this 3218-nucleotide messenger RNA. NCBI's taxonomy places the organism in Eukaryota, Phaeophyceae, Ectocarpales, Ectocarpaceae. The record is from the annotation of a GenBank genome assembly.